Messenger RNA from Eutrema salsugineum, 372 nucleotides. Its product is annotated as splicing factor U2af large subunit B. Gene Ontology annotation, molecular function: poly-pyrimidine tract binding; pre-mRNA 3'-splice site binding. The coding region runs from base 1 to 372 and encodes 123 amino acids. NCBI's taxonomy places the organism in Eukaryota, Viridiplantae, Streptophyta, Magnoliopsida, Brassicales, Brassicaceae. The record is from RefSeq and is a predicted model, not a curated record. The transcript has a single exon. Gene Ontology annotation, cellular component: commitment complex; nuclear speck; U2-type prespliceosome.
AUGCCUAAGCUAAAACCAUGUGGAUGUGGCGGCACCAGGAACAGCAGGAUUAUACGUUUAACUAACGUGAUUACAGAAGCUGAUUUCGACUACGGCGAUGAAGACUACGAAGAUUGGUUGAUUGAUAUGAGAAACGACGGUAAGCGAUAUGGUGAAUUGUUGAAAGUUGUGAUCCCGCGACCAAAACCAGAUCAUCAUCUGACACCGACACCAGGAGUUGGUAAGAUUUUCUUCGAGUAUGCGGAUUCCGAUGCAGCAUCAAGGGCUAGAUCGGCCUUUCAUGAAAGGCCAUUUGAACUAAAGAUUGUGGUGGCUGAGUACUAUCCUGAAAACAUGUAUGCACAGGGCCGGAUGCCUGAAUUUGCUGGAUAA